AUAGCUACGAAUAAGAAGCGUCUAUAUAUUACUCUGUACUCUAGUAGAGUUGUAGGUAAUAAGAAAAGAAGGUCUCUAGAGACGUUCACGUUUCUAAUUAGACUAAAAGCUAAGAAGAGUAUAGAUAUUCCUAGUAUUCGCUGUUAUGUAAAGAAUAACCUAACUAGCGAAUAG
This is a messenger RNA of Trematosphaeria pertusa, 174 nucleotides long. RefSeq lists its product as uncharacterized. The record is from RefSeq and is a predicted model, not a curated record. Lineage: Eukaryota; Fungi; Ascomycota; Dothideomycetes; Pleosporales; Trematosphaeriaceae. The transcript has 2 exons. The annotation marks the transcript as partial.